GAAGGAACUUGCCACCGUCCAAGAUCGACAGCAGCAAGGUGUGUUUAGGUUACAUUCCCCAUUCCAUGAACCUGGUAACAUUGCAUUUAUCUUCAAAUAGUUUGUCCUACCAAUCGUUGGCCAACUGCUCAUCCUUUCUUCAGGUUGUUGACUCAAUUGUCUCGCACGGGAGCUUCUUAAAUAAUUGCUUCAUAGAGCACAGCGUCGUUGGUAUCAGAUCGCGCAUAAAUGCUAACGUUCACCUGAAGGACACAGUGAUGCUCGGAGCUGACUUUUAUGAAACUGAUGCCGAAGUAGCCGCGCAGUUUGCCAAGGGAAAAGCCCCCAUCGGCAUCGGAGAAAACACGAAAAUCAGGGAUUGCAUCAUCGACAAAAAUGCAAGAAUUGGGAAGAAUGUUGUCAUUGCGAUUCUGAGGGAAUACAAGAAGCUGAUAGAUCUUCGGAAGGCUUUUACAUCAGAUCCGGCAUCAGCGUCAUCCUAAAAAACUCAACGAUCCCGGACGGAUUUUUAAUAUAAACUGACCACCCUAUCCUUUCAUUUUGUUAUGCAAUUAGGAUGGGAUAUCAAGGGGACCAAAGAAGACAAUGAAUACAAGAUUAUGUUUGCUAGAGAAGGGAAAGAAACAUGUCACUGCAAAUAGCUAGUGGCUUCAAAAGGCA
This is a messenger RNA of Eucalyptus grandis, 660 nucleotides long. Its product is annotated as glucose-1-phosphate adenylyltransferase large subunit 3, chloroplastic/amyloplastic-like. Gene Ontology annotation, biological process: glycogen biosynthetic process. Gene Ontology annotation, molecular function: glucose-1-phosphate adenylyltransferase activity. NCBI's taxonomy places the organism in Eukaryota, Viridiplantae, Streptophyta, Magnoliopsida, Myrtales, Myrtaceae. The coding region runs from base 66 to 482 and encodes 138 amino acids. The record is from RefSeq and is a predicted model, not a curated record. The transcript is spliced from 4 exons.